AUAAGCCCUUGGCUGCGGGCCAAUAACUUUCGGGAGAUGGAUGUGAACGAGCAACAGGUGCCCAGCGGCUGCUUUCUCUUCAAAAGGCCGGAGUCCAUGUGCCCCAUCCAUGUCGCAGCCAAGCGUGGCCACGAGAGGAUCAUCAAUUUUCUUCUCCUGGCGCGAGCCGAUCCCAAGCAGAAGACAUCCCGGGGCCGCACGGCCCUUGAGAUCGCGCAGAAAGCAGAGAAGGAAGGCUCCUUCGGCUCCCAUCGCGAGACGCUGCGGAUUCUCCUGGCUGCCGAGAGGACUGUUUCAGUCCGGCGAGCCAUUGAGGUGAUGGGUAAGUGA
Messenger RNA from Symbiodinium necroappetens, 330 nucleotides. The record is from the annotation of a GenBank genome assembly. NCBI's taxonomy places the organism in Eukaryota, Dinophyceae, Suessiales, Symbiodiniaceae.